GAAACGCAACCACCGAAACGAAAAGCAUAAAGUAGUUUCUAAAUCUCGCUAAAUGUUUUCUCUGUUUUCAACUCGUUUCGUCCUCCUUUCAGGUACCAAACCCCACCCCUCCCAUUCCCUCCCUUUCCUCUCCAUAGAUUUUCUUUCUCUAGCUCGGUGUAUACGUAUUUGUAUAUUUUUUUAGCUUUGUAUCGAAACAAUUGAUUUUGGGAUUUCUUCAAUUUUCUUUUUUUUUUUUGAAUUUCUUUUGGGCGUCGGAGAAUUUAAAUGAUUAAUUCUGUCGUCAUAGUAUAUUUAUAUAUAUAUAUUUCUGCUCGUCUUCCUCGAAGCAAAUUAAACAUAGCUCCUCCUAUUAGUGGGUUUAUGUUUUUAAAAUUUUUUUCUUUGUUAAUUUAAAGCAUUUAUUUUUUUAAAAAGCAUUUAUAACAUGGACAACUUUGAGUAUCUUGAAUUUUGUGAUCUGGGUCUUGCUUGUUUUUUAUUUUUUUGGUCCGUUGUUCUUGGUUUUGUGCGUUAUUAUAGAUCGGUUACGAGAAAGAAUUGGUAAAUAGGGACAAUUCUUUAUGGGAUUACUGUGAAUUAAUUUUAUAACCUCAUUUGAGUACAACGUAAGCAAGAAACAAAGUAAAACGAAUUCAAGAAUAAGGGGAUUUGCUUCGAUGUGAUUUGAUUUCGGUAUAGCUGUGUGAAUUAAGAAUUUUUAGAACGUUAUUUAUUGGGUUAAAACUGGUGGUUUAAUAUUUGGGUUCCUGGUCUUCUCUUUUUGUAUGCGCAAAAUAGAUGGGAAGAGGAGGGAAGGUAAAUUGUAAGAGAAAUUUUAAGAAUAGGGUUAGGUCUAAAGAUAAGGGGUCUGAUGAUUCAGAUGAGGAUUAUGUGGUUGAAGUUGAGAAAAAUGCAUCUGAUGGUGAUUCAGAGGAUUUGGGGAAUUCUUUAGAUGAUUAUGCUUCAGAAGAGAGUUUUGGUAGGUAUAUAGAAGAGGAGGAAGAGGAAGAGGAAGAAGAGUUUAGGAAUGUUGUUAGAUCCAAAAAUAACAAGGGUUUUCAACCAAAUGGGAAAAUUGGGGCUAGAACCUCACAGAAAAGAAAGAGAGUAUCUUAUGAGGAGGAAGAUGAGGAUUAUGUUCAUGAUGACGAUGGUGAUGAUGAUGAUGAGGAAUUCACUCCAGAUGAAGAAGAUGAUUUUCUGGAUGAGGAUGAAGAAUUGACAGCAAAAAAGAAGAUUAAUAACAUGAAAGUGGGUAAGAGGAGGAUUGAGAAAAGGGGCUCCAGGCGUGGUCCAAAAAAGCAGAGGAAAUCCAGGGUUUCAAAGAAGCCUUCAGGAAAGAAAGGAAGAAACAAUCGUAGGUUGAGGAAGAAAGAAAGGUGUGAAUACGAUGAUGAAUAUGAUGUUGAUUUUAUAGAUGAUAGUGCAAUUGUAAGAGAAAAGAGCAGGGAAAAUUCAGAUGUGAGGAGGAGGAGAGACACUGUAUAUUCAGAUUCAGAUUUUAUGCCUUCUGGAUCAUCUGAUUAUGAGUUUACAAUCUCGGAGGAAGAGAGAGAGCAGGUAAGGGAAGCCAGCUACUUGUAUGGUGAACUAAAGACGAGUUUGAGGUGCUCUUCGUCUAUAAAGAAAAUUCAGGAGAUUGGGGUUUUAUGUGAACAAGGAAAACCCAUUGCAAGAAAAGGCAAGGAGAAGGUAAAGGAAGUAAGAACAGAUGUUGGAAAGCAGGUGUGCGGAAUUUGCCUCUCAGAAGAGGAUAAAAGGAAAUUGCGGGGGACGCUGGACUGCUGUGGUCACUAUUUCUGCUUCACUUGCAUCAUGGAGUGGUCAAAAAUAGAGUCACGUUGCCCUUUGUGCAAGCGGAGGUUUAAGACAAUAACUAAGAAUGGAAGAACAGCUGUGGGAGUUGAUCUGAGAAAUGUGGUAAUAGAAGUGCCCGAACGUGAUCAGGUCUAUCAACCAUCAGAGGAAGAAAUAAGGAACUUUAUUGAUCCAUAUGAGAAUGUGAUUUGUACAGAAUGCCGUGAAGGUGGGGACGAUGGCCUCAUGUUACUUUGUGAUCUCUGUGAUUCACCUGCACAUACCUAUUGUGUUGGUCUUGGGCGGCAAGUACCUGAAGGCAAUUGGUAUUGUGAUGGCUGUCGACCUGUUGCUGUUGGAUCCUCAAGCUCCCAAGCUCAGGAAUCUUUGCCUGGUCAAAGGACAACAAGCAACAUGUUUAAUAGGCCAUCUCCUGUUGCAAAUAAUGGAGAAGGUUUAGACCCCACUUUAGAGCCUUCACCUCGUUUUGCAUUCUCUCAAGGAGUUGGAAAUUUGUCAUCUCCCAGAUUUUCCUCUGGGGAUGUUCAGGCGGCUUCUCCAGUAUCUGGAGCAGGGGCGCCAACUCUGUCAGUGAGACGUCAGAUACACCGCCAUAUACAAAAUCUCCUUUCUAUUAGCAGAAUGAAUAAUAUGGCUGUCAGAGCUGAUGGCAUUUCAGCUGCCAACUUGCAUAGUGACCCUUCAAAUCCUCAAAUUGAUCAAUGUAGGGAAACCACUAUUCAAAAUUCAAGGACACAAGAAUUAGGGUCGUGGCAAAGUACAUUCCUGGAUGUGAGAUUACAAGACCAUCCCUCUUCUUCAUUGCAAAAUGGAGAUCUUUUUUCUAUUAGAUCAAGCCAAUUGAGAACGCAAGCGGUUCAGGAUCCUUCUGUUACAACUACUGAGAGGUCUGUCAGUUUAACAUUAUGGCCUGAACUCACUGGGAUCAACUCUAUAUCUGGCUAUGAGCAAUUCCAUCAGUGCAACAGCAGACUGGGCAUUGCAUCUGAAAUUAAUUUGGCACCUCACAAAGCUAGAGAAGAGAGUCAAUUCUAUGUGGUAAAGGAACAAUUGCAAUCAAUGGUUAAAAGCCACUUGAAAAGCUUGUCUCAGGACAUUGAAUUAGGCCCUGAUACUUUCAAGGAAAUUGCAAGGAGUUCUACGCAUACCAUCUUAGCUGGUUGUGGUCUUGAGCACAAGAGGAGUGAAGUCCAAUUUAUGCCCCCACCAUCAAUUUGCACCCAUGGUGAGAGGAUGGCUGCUGGACAGACAAGUAUGAUGAAAGGUUUUUGCUCAUCUUGUUUUGAUUCUUUUGUAAGGGACGUAGUGAAGAGGAUCAUGGACACAAGACUGCCACAGUGGUUAAGUUUAGGUCUUUAAUCUUUGACGAAGGAGUGUUUUUUUGGCGCUCUCUUUUUCGUUAGGAGUUUAGGCAAACAUUUAUCGUUAAUUAGAUAUCAUAUAAUUUACUGACCUCGAGCAUUGAAGGGCUCUAUUCUUAUUUGACACGAUACUCAUUGUUAAGACGAAUUCAUAAUGUUGUUAUUACUGAUUCCCUUUCUUUCUUGUU
This is a messenger RNA of Hevea brasiliensis (rubber tree), 3349 nucleotides long. RefSeq lists its product as uncharacterized. Lineage: Eukaryota; Viridiplantae; Streptophyta; Magnoliopsida; Malpighiales; Euphorbiaceae. The coding region runs from base 781 to 3159 and encodes 792 amino acids. The transcript is spliced from 3 exons. The record is from RefSeq and is a predicted model, not a curated record.